AUGCUUCACUUUUGGCGGAAGAAGAAGUCGCCCAGUGAAGAUCUGAGCAGCAGCACAUCGAUCCGUACAGACUCGUCGUCGCCGGUGCCUGUGGCUACUACCCCUGCGGUGCAAGUGACCAUGAGUGAGACGAAGUUCGGCGUCGAUGAUCGGCGCCGCAAGCUCUUCUCCUUCCCAAGGAAGAUGCAGAAGGGUAACAAGAGCCACCAUCGGUUCCCGAGUAAGACCGGCUCGGAGGACAGCACCACCGGCGAUUGUUCGAGCAUAUCUUGCAGUAUGGACGGCGGCGGUGGGGGUCAUUCGGAUGAUGGCGACUCGAAUGCUAGCAGUGGUACGGCAACGGCGGCCGACGAGGAGCUGUUUGGUUUCCGGCAUCUCAGAGCGUAUUGCGUCCUCGAUGGGUCGACGUUACCUCAGAGGAAGGAUGGUCGUCACGUCGUGCGGACGAUCACCUUCAAGCGCGACAAGGUCGGCGAGUUCAGCUUUUCGUUCCACCGCGUUCAUUUGAUCGAGUGUCUUUUGGACGGUACCGAAAAUGAGCGACCGCUGACUUUUGUCGAGCCUCAAAAUCGCGGUGAGAAGAACAAAAGGGAAACAGUGUUGCCCGGCGAAUUGCUGUUGCGGAUCAACGGUACAUCCGUCGAGAAUCUGACCAAAGACGAAAUCGCUCGACUACUGCAAUGCGCAUGCGAUGAGGUGUCGUUGGAUGUGUGCCAGGCUCCUGAGUUGAUGAACUACUCGUUUCUUUACCCGGAACUACAGCAAUCGCUGGUGACACCAGGUGACCACGACGUGGACAUUGGUCAAAUUUCCAGCUACGCAGCGGACUUUUGGCAUAGGGAUAUGCAAAACAGUGAGCUGGUCUCCUCAGUGCUGAGAAGAAGCGUCGACAAUGGAAGUUGCGUGUGGCUGGCUCACAUCAAAGGCUUUUGCCCGGCGACGGUGGUCGGCCCCGCCGAACUGGAGGGAACCUUACGCAUAAAGCUUGACGACUUAGACAAGGAAAUUGUGGUUGACGAAAGCGACAUCGAACGAAGAAACCCCGAACAUCUGAACUACUGUGAAGAUCUGCGUUUGUUGAUAUUUCUGAAUGAGUCAUCGGUUGGUCACGUAUUGCGGAUGCGGUUUUUGCGUCAUCUUCCGUAUACUCGAGUGGCGUCUCAUAGCACCAUAUGCCUGACUACCGGCGUCGCUGCUGCACCUCUCUCGGCGAAGAUAACCGAGUUUUACCAUCGGUUGCCGUCGCAGUCGAUGCCCGUUCAUUUGUUCAGCAUCGCUAAAGGGGUCUUGGAAAAGAUCGUCGCCACCAGACGAUCGGGCGCAAUCGUUUUUACGGGUCGUUCUGGUUCCGGCAAGACCACGCAGCUGUCACAGUUGCUGAGCUUCAUGUGCUCGUCUGUUCGAAGCAAAGUUCCUCGACUUAAGCUUGAAGCGGCUCAGUUCAUCUUGAGCAGUUUCGGCAACUGUUGUACGAUGCUCAACGCCAGCGCUUCCCGAUAUGCUGCGCUUUACAGCAUCGAGCUGGACGAAAAGCUGGACGUAUCCGGGAUAUUUGUGCAGACGUUUCUACUGGAACACACCCGCGUCACGAAACGCUUUUUCGGCGAAACGAACUUCUUUGUCUUUUACUUCAUGUGGGAGGGAAAAGAUUCAGAUUUGAGAUACAUUCUGGUCAGAUAUGCGGUGGUUUUUCAGAGCGGUAGAAGCAUCGACCUAUCGACCUUUCCGAUCACGGUUCAACGACUCAUCGAGCGUAAACCGUUGAUGCUGUGCGGUAGAAAGGCUGCACAGCUCGAUCUGAUCGAAGAGCCACCGUCUGCACUCAUCGGGGGAUUCGAUCAGGUUUUGGACUGUGCCUUAGCGAAAGAGCGAUGGGAAAAGCUUCUCGAAUCGUUUCGAAUGCUAGGCGUCCACCGCAACGCUGUUUCGGUCGUGUUCAACAUGCUUGCCGCUGUUUUCCACCUUUACUACGCCGGUUCUACCAAAGGUUUACCCAGUGCCAAAUCGACGUUCGCCAAACCAGUGCAUGCACAGUUUGCCGCUGACCUUCUUGGCGUCGACAUCAACGAUCUGCAGUCUGCCAUAUUCGCGUCGUCGCAGCAACGAAGGAUAGAUUCGCCAGUGAACGAGAAGAAGGGGCAUAGUUCGGUCACGAAAAAGGACAAAAUCUCGCGUGUUAGCUGUCUUGAGCGACUGGCGGUGACACAGUGCCCGGGCGAUGGCGACGAAGCGUUGAACAGUUUCAUCUGCAACCUGUAUCGCGAAACGUUUCUCCUCGUAACCGAUCUCAUCAAUUGCGCCAUUUCGUCUGGCAAGCCGUCAUCAUCAAGCACGUGCCUGCAGUUGAUCGACUAUCCAGGCUAUCAGAAGCCGUUUCCGUCGCGAGUGUCUAACAGAAGUGGUGCCUCUUGGGCGGAAUUCGCGUAUAAUUACGUAAACGAACGUAUCGCCGGCGUCUAUCAUGAUUCGUGCUUUGCCAGCGUGUUGGACGCGUACAAAAGGGAAGGCUUGGACGUUCAGUUCGAUUACCCGGCAAGUUCGCCUUUCGGCGUAAUUGAUGUGAUAGAUUCACCGCCCAAACACAUGCGUUCUAACUUGAGCCCAUCAAAUAAAGAGAAACGCGGAAUCCUGUGGUUAUUGGACGACAUGUCUGCAUUUACUGGUUCGACCGACGAGUCGUUUCUCGAACGGCUAUUUGCUCACUACGGACAGAACGAUGCACUGAAGAAGGCGAAAUCUUAUGGGCACUUCACAAUCCGGCACGCUCUGGGCACUUUUCCGGUCACCUACAACACCAGUGGCUGGCUGAAGCAAAUCAGGGAGAGCGUCUUCGCACGAACCGUCCUGCCGCUACUUCAGAACUCGAAAAAGGAAACCGUGGCUUCACUGUUUGGUCAUCUGCAUCAGUCGUACGGCGUGCUUACAGCGUCGUCGGUCUCAUCGCAGAACAACGGCGGUGCCGCUUUGAAACGUUCGCUCAGUCUCAUGAAAGUGCUCAACUCCCAACAGCCUCUCAAGCGGAACAGUUGCUGCUCAUAUCUGAAAGUUCAAACGGACGUGUUGGUGGAAAGCAUUCAACGCUGCUCUGAUUGUCAUUUCCUUCACUGUUUCGUGCCUUCGAUGCAUACAGGUUCAGGCGCUGCGCGGUCAGCGGAAAAAGAAGUUACUGUCGAUGAAGCCGUAAUUCGUCAGCAGCUGAGGGGUCUGCAUUUGGUCGACGCCGUUCGCCUGGAAAAAAUCGGCUACCCGGAAUCGAUUUCAUACGCUGAACUGUUACAACAGUACAAGUGUCUCCAAAAUGUCACCACCGAAAAUUCCUCCUCGGAGACGAACAACGACAGAUGUGUUGCAACCCAGCUUCUUACUCACCUGGGCGUCGAUAGUGGCCAAGUGAAGUUCGGUUAUUCGCGGGUGUUCAUGAAAUGCGGCGUGUCCGCGUUUCUGCGAAACAAACGCAACGAGUUUUUCUCAGAGUUUAUCACGCGAUUCCAAGGCUUGUGUCGUGGUUUUCUUGCUCGACGGAAGUUGGCUAAGCUCAGGGCUCAACAAGCCGCGAUCAUGAUCAUUCAGCGAAACGCCAAGAAGUACAUGUGUUUUCGGUCAUGGCCAUGGUGGAAGUUGUACACGCGUUUGCUCCCAGUGCUGAACGUUCAUCAGGCAGAGGAGAAAAUAAAGCAACAAGGCGAAGAACUAGAGACUAUCCGAGAAAACGUCAAACGAUUCGAAUCGACAGUUUCCGAAUUGACCAAAGAGCGAGAUUCUUUGCAGUCGCAGAUAUUGGACGUGCGAGCUGAACUGAACGAAGAACGCAUUGACAAUACUCGGCUGUCUCAGGCACUAGAGGAAGAGACAACAAUGAGGUUGCAGGUUGACCAAGAACUGAGCGAUCUAAAGGAAAGGUACACCGCUUUGGAGACCCAUUUUAAAGACCAAUACGCAGACCUGGUACAACUACAACAGAUCAGUAUGUCCAUGCAGCCUGCAUCAUCCGUCCUGUCGAAACCGUUUACACAGACAGACGUAAAGGAAGCUGAAGCGGAAUUGGUAGACGCGCAGAUGCUUCAACGGAGUUUGCAAGAAGCGUUGGAAAAAAAAGAAACAAAGAUCAUGCAAGAACUCGCUGCGAAGGCGGAACUGGAGUCCAAGCUCAAUGAUUUGGUGAAGGAAAACAAGAGUCUACAAGAAAAAGCCAGUAUCUAUAAAAACCGAGCGGACAAGGCGUGUCAAGAACUUCAGGACAUGCGAGCAAACGUUCAGCAGCUGGACUCUGCAAACGCGACCCUGGCACAGGAAAAAGUGAACUUCAACGAUAAACUGGCGACUGUAAUGAAGGACUUCAUGAAAGCGCAAAAUGAGAAAGAUGCAUUGAGACAUGAGAAAGACGAACUGCUUACUCGCUGUUACACCAUGGAACGGGAGUUACAUUUGCUGAAGGACGAUCUGCUGUUGAGCGAAACGAAAUUGAAGCAACGAGAGCGUGAAAUCAGC
Molecule: messenger RNA, 4488 nt
Organism: Soboliphyme baturini
Lineage: Eukaryota; Metazoa; Nematoda; Enoplea; Dioctophymatida; Soboliphymatidae
Source: the annotation of a GenBank genome assembly